AUGUUUUGUCUCAUGUUCAGGAGCUAUGGAGUCUACUUACUGGGAAAAUAUGGGCAGAAGAAAAUCAGAGAAAUCCAAGAACGAGAGGCAGCUGAAUACAUCGCCCAAGCCCGAAGGCAGUAUCAUUUUGAAAGUAAUCAGAGGACGUGCAAUAUGACAGUGCUGUCAAUGCUUCCAACAUUGAGGGAUGCCUUAAUGCAUCAAUUAAAUUCUGAAAGUCUCACGUCUCUUCUUAAAAAUAGGCCAGCAAACAAGUUAGAAAUAUGGGAAGAUUUAAAGAUAAUAAGUUUCACAAGAAGCAUCGUAGCUGUAUAUAGUACCUGUAUGCUAGUAGUUCUUUUGCGAGUCCAGUUAAAUAUUAUUGGCGGUUACAUCUACCUGGAUAAUGCUGCACUCUGCAAAAACGGCACAACACCACUAGCUCCCCCUGAAGUUCAGCAGCAAUAUUUAUCAAGCAUUCAGCACCUUCUAGGAGACGGACUGACUGAGUUGAUAACUAUUGUUAAACAAGCUGUGCAUAAAGUGUUUGGAAGUAUUUCCCUUAAGCACACCCUGUCUCUUCUGGAGCUGGAACAGAAACUUAAAGAUAUCAGGAAAGUAGUGGAACAUAAAGAUUCAGAUCAGAUUGCACCCUACUCUCCCUUAUGUCACUACCUGAUGCCAGAUGAAGAAAACCCCUUGGCUACCCAGGCCUGUGGACUCACAGAAAGAGACAUUGCUACAAUUAAAUUACUUAAUGAAACUAGAGAUAUGCUAGAAAGUCCAGACUUCAGUACAGUUUUGAGCACAUGUUUAAAUAGAGGAUUCAGUCGACUGCUGGACAAUAUGGCAGAGUUUUUUAGACCUACUGAACAGGACCUCUCUCAGAAUGGUUCCGUAAAUAGUCUUUCCAGUGUCAGUCUUCCUUUAGCCAAGAUAAUUCCAAUCAUAAAUGGACAGAUCCAUUCAGUAUGCAGUGAAACACCAAGUCACUUUGUUCAGGACCUGUUGAUGAUGGAGCAAGUGAAAGAUUUUGCUGCUAAUGUUUAUGAAGCUUUUAGUACCCCUCAGCAACUAGAGAAAUGAACUGCACAUUUAUAGGAAUAGAUCGUGUAUUUAUAACAAAUCCCUUGUGACUACUGAUGCGACCUGGGUUAAUUUUAUAAUGGUGUAGGAGCUGUAGACCAUCAGAAGGAACAUUCUGAAAAAAGUGGGAGUGAGCCUGUAUUUGUUCUAAUAGAAUUCUGUUUCAAAUGCCCAUUAAAAAUAUUCUUGUUGAAAGAAUCAUUGUAUGUAAAGACUUUUCUAUUAAAGUGGUUAAACUCUUCCAUAAUUCAUUGGAUUAUUUUUAUUGCAUCUGAAAGACAUCUGGUGGCAGCAUUACAACAAGUUACUAAAAAAACCCCUUUGUUUGCCUGGGGUGUGUAAGUUUUGGAAAAAGCUUAUGAUAGUGAUCUAAGAAUAGCCUGGAGUAGCAGAAUGAAGUAAGGCUUCUUCCUUCUUCUUAUCCCAAAUUUUUUCUUUUUAUAAGGGAAAACUUUUUUUCCUUAACUUUACAAAUGUUAUUCCAAAGAGUCUGUCAUUCUUCAGAAAGCCUUUGCCAACUCUCUUGAACAAGCUGGCGGGGGGGGGGAGGGUUGCUCUCUCUGUUACUUAAUACUAAAGGAACAUGGAUUUUUAGAAGUUCUCUUGUUUAUGCUGUUCAAACAGCUACACUGUACACAUUAACUUGUAAAUAUUUUAUCUUAAUUUGUAUUAAUUUUGAGCCCAAUUGUCUGUAUUGUAAUAAAAUAUUUUAAUGUAAAAUUUGUGUGUGUAUUAACAUUACCUUUCCUGCUAGUAAUGACCUCCCUUGGCCCAUCACUUAAACUCUUGACAGAGUUGAAAGAAUAAAUUUAACUUACACAGUAAUAGUUUUGCACCUAUUAACAUUACUCAGGAAAAACAAACCUUUUAUCUCUACAUCAAAAUAAUUCAUGUUUUUUGUUGCCCUAUACCAUCCCCUCUCUGCAAAGUCCACACUGCAGGUCUGUCCCUACAGAUCUUGAUGCGUCAGGAGUUUGGCAAUUUUUCAAGUUGGAUGCAACCUCCCCUCUGCUUAAAAUGUCACCUCCCUGGCAACCCCUGAUUGCUUCUCUUAAAAAAAUGUCAGUCAUUGAACUAUAUGUUUUGUUUAAUAGUCCACAGAAGGCACCCUGGUAACUGUAAAAACAAGUGCUGUAAACAAGAGUCAGCUUUAACCAUGUAAAAUUAUACCAAACAGCAAAUAAAAAACCCUCCCACUUUACUUCUAUCCCAGUAAUGGAUAGAACUACUUAAGAGUAGGAACAGGUAAAAAUCAGUGACAUGCACAAUGAGAGAUGAAGCUGUACAUCCAUUUGUGAUGAAUUCCUAACCCCUACAGGACUGUUCUUGCAGGUACCUCACCCGCCUCAGCUGAAGCUGCCAGCUGUUGCACACAACUGGAAAAAGUUUUAUUCUUUCCUCUGAAACAGAGUUUUU
Egretta garzetta (little egret) is the source of this 2481-nucleotide messenger RNA. RefSeq names its product peroxisomal biogenesis factor 3 (gene PEX3). Gene Ontology annotation, biological process: protein import into peroxisome membrane. Gene Ontology annotation, cellular component: peroxisomal membrane. The transcript is spliced from 13 exons. NCBI's taxonomy places the organism in Eukaryota, Metazoa, Chordata, Aves, Pelecaniformes, Ardeidae. The record is from RefSeq and is a predicted model, not a curated record. Gene Ontology annotation, molecular function: protein-macromolecule adaptor activity. The coding region runs from base 1 to 1065 and encodes 354 amino acids.